Molecule: messenger RNA, 543 nt
Organism: Angiostrongylus costaricensis
Lineage: Eukaryota; Metazoa; Nematoda; Chromadorea; Rhabditida; Metastrongylidae
Source: the annotation of a GenBank genome assembly
AUGACGAGGUUUAAGCCUGAAUGCGUUAGUAAGCACUGCUUUAAAUGGAUUUCUAUGCACUGUCCACAUAAGCGGGCGAAUUUAUGUAAAGAAGAUCGAAGGCACCACAUAUGCGCUGCAAAAUGCGGAACUGCUGAAAGGAAUUACCAGCCAUGUACAAGCAAAGUGAUUGCUAAUAAACUAUUCAAGUCCUGCUGUGAUCUAUACGUACCAGAUGAGUGUCACUUCAUGUGUACAUAUGAAACAGAACAGACUAAAACAAAGAAGAUGCUGAUCGAUUUGGUGAAGCAAAAGCGGUGUAGUAUUCGUUAUCUAUCAUCAAUUUUGUACUGCGCCAGUCAGAACAGAGACAAUCGCAAAUGUUGUGCCGACCUCGACUUGAACGCCCCACAGCUCCAGAUAUGUCAAGUUGGUUCCAGAUGUCUGAGAAUGUGCGACCCCUCUGGGACUGCCAUUGAAGGAAUUGCAAAACAAGAUGUGACAUGCCUAUAUAACUGGAAUGUUAUCAUGUUCUGUCAUCAUGCGGGAAUUCGAGAAAUGUAG